Messenger RNA from Columba livia (rock pigeon), 4335 nucleotides. RefSeq names its product protocadherin beta-15-like. The transcript has a single exon. Bases 203 to 2644 code for a protein of 813 amino acids. Gene Ontology annotation, molecular function: calcium ion binding. NCBI's taxonomy places the organism in Eukaryota, Metazoa, Chordata, Aves, Columbiformes, Columbidae. Gene Ontology annotation, cellular component: plasma membrane. Gene Ontology annotation, biological process: homophilic cell-cell adhesion. The record is from RefSeq and is a predicted model, not a curated record.
GCAGUUGCGGCGGCAGCGAGCGGUGCCCCCUGCCAUCCGUUGCCGGACCCCGGCAGCCUCGCUGCGGGUCAGAAACAGGACUCGGCGAGAAGGAAGGAAGGAGAGAGGGGAAGCGCCGGCGCUCCUGCCUGACGCCGCGCUGCUUCCAGGGAGGACUGCGCGGGCGAUCCGUGAGACGGACGCUGUCCCGGACCGACCCGACAUGGCGAUCGCAAGGCAAGUGCUUUGUCUCUCUGCUUUCCUGUCCCUGCCGCACGCUCGCUCCCAGCCCCUGCGCUACUCCGUAGCCGAGGAGGGGGAGAGCGGCUCGGUGGUAGGCAACGUGGCGGAGGACGCGGGGCUGGCCCCGGCGCAGCUCUCGGCUCGCCGCGCCCGCCUGGCCUCGGAGGACGGCCGGCAGCACUUUCGCUUAGAGCGCGGCACCGGCCGCCUGCUCGUGGCGGAGAGGCUGGACCGGGAGGAGCUGUGCGGGCAGGCCGCUACCUGCACGCUGCCCUUCGAGCUGGUGCUGGCCAACCCCCUGCAGUUCUUGCGGGUCGAGGUGACCGUGGAGGACAUCAAUGACCAUGCGCCCGUUUUCCCGGAGGAACAAGUCACUUUUAAGAUCCCGGAAAGGAACGACCCGGGCUCACGUUUCCCACUGGAGGGAGCUCGUGACCUGGAUAUUGGUAGCAACAGCGUCCAGGCUUACAGCAUAACUCCUGAGAAUGAGUACUUUAGUGUGUCCUUUGGGAGUCGCAUCAAGGGCAAGAAAUAUGUGGAACUGGUCUUGAAAAAGCCGCUAGACAGAGAGGAGCAGUCGGAGAUGGGUUUCAGCCUCAUUGCCGUGGACGGGGGCUCUCCACCCAGGAGUGGAACCACGCAAAUCCGCAUUAUUGUUCUGGAUGUAAAUGACAAUUCUCCCAUCUUUGCGCAGGAUCUGUAUGUUGGGCAGGUUUUAGAAAAUGCACCAGAAGGCUCUGUUGUUCUCAGCGUACUGGCGACUGAUCUGGAUGCAGGACCUAAUGGGGACAUCUCCUAUCAGUUCAGCCAAGCAGUAAGCCAGAGUGACUCAGCAUUUGUCAUUGACCAUGUGAGUGGUGAAAUUAAACUAAGAAAGCCUCUGGACUUCGAGACAGCAGAGAAUCAUGAGCUCAGUGUUCGAGCCACAGAUGGUGGUGGCCUGUCAGCAAUCUGCAAGGUGUUGGUGGAGGUGGUGGAUGUGAAUGACAAUGCUCCAGAGCUGGUGGUCAGUUCCUUCAGCAGCCCCCUCCCUGAAAACGCAUUACCUGGGACAGUGGUCGCCCUCUUUGCUGUCAAGGAUAGAGAUUCUGGAGCCAAUGGGAAGGUGUCCUGUGCCCUUGAGGACCAGCUGUCAUUCUCCCUGCGUCCAGCUUAUAAGAAUUACUAUGAGCUGGUGACUGUGAUCACACUGGACCGGGAGGAGACAGCACAGUACAUCCUGAGUGUCACAGCAGCAGACGUGGGGUCACCUCCUCUCACAACCACCCAGACCUUCACAGUGGACAUCUCUGAUGUGAAUGACAAUGCACCUGUCUUCAACCAGACAUCAUACGUCAUGUAUGUGCAUGAGAACAAUGUCCCCACAGUACUUGUUGGAGCUGUCAGCGCUGCAGAUGCCGAUACAGGGUCGAAUGCCAAGGUGACCUAUUCCCUGUUACCAGCCCACCCCACAGAGCAGCCUCCCUGCUCCUGUAUCUCUGUGAACUCUGAGAACGGGGAUGUAUUUGUGCUGCGGCCUCUGGACUACGAGCAGGUGAAGCAGAUUGAUGUCUUAGUGCGUGCCUCUGAUGCUGGAUCUCCUCCCCUCAGUGCCAACGUCACUGUCCGCCUUGUCAUUGUAGAUGAGAAUGACAAUGCACCACUGGUGCUGUACCCCUCACAGGACAGCAGCCCUCUGUCCAGUGAGCUGGUGUCCAAGUCAGCUGAGGCUGGGUACCUUGUCACCAAGGUGGUGGCUGUCGAUGCUGACUCGGGACAGAACUCAUGGCUCUCAUACCACCUGCUGAGGGCCACUGAUCCUGGGCUGUUUGUUGUGGGUGCCCAAAGUGGGGAGGUACGGCUGAGGAGGCCUGUGACAGAGAGAGACCCUGUGAAACAGAAGCUUGUUGUUCUGGUGCGAGACAAUGGACAACCACCGCUGUCAGCCACAGCAUCACUGAGUGCGCUUCUGCUCAGUGACUUCUCAGAUGUUCGCCUACCACAGAGCAGUCUGGCCACAGAAGAUGAGGGUGACUCCCUAACAAUGUAUUUAAUAAUUUCAUUGGUCUUUGUUUCACUCCUCUUCCUCGCAUCCGUGGCAGCCUUCGCCACUCACAAGGUUUGCAAGAGAAAGGAGCUGAAGGGUGGGCACGUGUUUUACGAUGCCGGUAACCUGCAGAGCAGCCUGGCGGAUGCAGCCACUGCAGGCACCCUGCCCCACCCCUAUUGCUAUGAGAUCAGCCUCACAACAGGGUCAGGUAACAGCGAAUUCAAGUUCCUGAAGCCCAUCCUUCCCAGCCUGCCACCACAGCACUGCACCGUGGGCAGGGGCACAGGUGAUGAACAGGAUUUCCCCUGUGGCCCUGUCACCCUGGAGGAUGUGGCACCAGAUAAGCCAGGGACACUCUCUGAAAAGCAGUUCAAUAGUCUUUCGUUUCAUUAGUAUUGUGUCAGCACAGCCAGAGGCUUCAUGUGUUGUGAUAGGACGAAAUAUGGGCUACAAUGUGUGGUGAUGAUUCCUUCAGAGUUAAUCUGCAUUAUCAGUUGGCAAUGUUGUGUGCAUUUAAAUUUUUAGUCAGAUGAAAGCUGUCUCCUCCUUGCAAAAUUAACCAAAAGGCUUUGUCAGACAGGUCAUCAUAUGUGUCAGCUUUGUUACAGCCAUUUCUGAAAUGCUUUAAGAGUGAGGUGUGUUCUGGAGCCCCCAGCUAAUUUCUUGUCUCACUUGCUGUUAGUCGAGACCAUGGCCCGCUUAUUCUCUGCUGUAACCCAACAGCACAGUCUGGCAGACAAAUCACCUGCUCUCUGAAUUGCACAUACAACUCGUCCUGGUCAGGAAAGCAAGGAUGUUGUGAGUACUGUGUUACAAUGUGGUGCGGGGCUCUUUCUCCACUGGGUUCUGGCUGUCUCUGUUCCUGAGAUAUUUGGGCUCAGUGUGUUUUGUCUUCUGGUCACUAUAUCUGUCUGUACAGCCAUUCUGUGUCUGUCUGUGGUGCCCUAGUGCUGCCUGGUGAAGCAGGGAGUUGCUCACAUCCACCCACUUUGAUCUGUGAACUUCCAGAUCAUUAGUAAGAAAGGUAUCUUGACCCUUUUGAUACAACAGUCUCAUUUUCUCUAGGGGAGAGCGGCAACAUGUAGAAUGGAACCUUACUUUGGCACAUGAGAGAGAGGUGCGUGGGUAGACGUUCUCCUUGGGAGUGCCUUGAAAUUACAGCAGCACAAACAACGUUGGUAAGACUAUAAUUGUACUGAGUUGGGAAAACACUUUGUCUUUGAGUGCAUUGUAUGGAAACUCCACAAGUCACUUAAAAGGAGCUUGUCUGAAGGUAGAAUCGAGAUGAACUGGAAAAGGAGAAUGAGCUGGGCCUUGUCAUUGCUCUUCCCAAAUUCAGAGGCUUCCUGAUGGGAGUAGAAAUCUGUCCUGAGAUGAUUUUCUGGGUUCGUGCAGAGCUUUUGCAUUCUCCUUUCUGCCCUUUCUCUUUCUUUGUGAACCGUCUUUGACCUGUUCCUCUUAAGAAGGACUGUCACCCCAUGUUUAAUAAGGCAUUGUGUGAAUGAAGGCAGUGUGGCAUGGAAUUUUUGGAAACCCUCACACUCUCUUGUGCUGCAGUUAAAAACUGUGGUAUUCUGAAUUGUAAUGCAUUUAUGGCUAAAACUUAAAUAAAAAGAACAAUGUUGGCAUAGACUGUAACUGUACAGUUGUGAAAACACAUUCAUUGUCUUUGAGUGCAUUGUAAGAAAACUACAAAAUUCACUCCAAAUGAGUUUGUCUGAAGAUAGAAUCAAGAUGAACUUGGAAAGGGUUUAUUGAAUUUGGUCCUGUCAUUGUCGUUCCCAAAUUCAGAGGCUUUUUGCUGGAAGUGGAAAGCUGUCUCAAGAUUAUUUUCUGGGUUUGUGUAGAGCUUUUGCAUUCUCCUUUUUGCCCAUUCUUCUGCUUUGUGAACUGUGUUUAAGCAUUAUCUUACCUUUUCCUCUUAAGAAGGACUGUCACCCCAUGUAUAAUAACAGACUGAUUGAAUACAGUGUGGCAUGGAAUAUUGGGAAACCCUCAGACUCUGUUGUGCUGCACUUAUAUACUGUAACAUUGUUAACCAUGAUACAGUUAUGUAUAAAAGUGAAAUAAACACCUCAAUGCCA